This is a messenger RNA of Darwinula stevensoni, 315 nucleotides long. The record is from the annotation of a GenBank genome assembly. NCBI's taxonomy places the organism in Eukaryota, Metazoa, Arthropoda, Ostracoda, Podocopida, Darwinulidae.
UAUUUUUAUCGUGUCCUUUUUCCUUAGCAAUUCCUUCCUUCCCUGCAGUUUUUCCCCUUAAAUUAUUGACCCUUGACAUUUUUAACUAAUGCUCUCAUGUCUUCUUUCGUCCAUUUAGAAGGGAGAUUUCAUCCACAAGAAGCACGAAGCACUAACCACGUUCGAGAGAUCUCGCCGCCUUCAAGAGGACCUCCAGGAGGACCUUCAAGAGGACCUUCAAGAGGACCACCCAUCUUCGCCGGACUGCCCCCAUCUGCAGGAAGAAGUUUCUUUAAUUCAUUUCUAAGUCCAUUUUUGCCCUUUUUUGAGUUUGAU